AUGAACGAGAAUACUCGAGAAGCCGCCUACGCAGCCACCAUCCUCGUUUCCCUCUUCAUUUCGCUUUCCACAAUUACUUCGUUCUUCGUCUCCGUUCAGCCGCUCGCUUCCAUUAUUCGGCCUUCCAUCCAGAACGCCGUCAACGAUGCAAACUACUGUCAGGUCAGUUUCUUUACUCUAUUUGAUUACUAACAGUUCCAUUCAGGAGAGCGCACUUGAAAUGAAAGGAAUGCUCUCCGGAAUAGGACUCGAAUUCCGGAAUAUAACGAGACAGAAAAGGGAUGAAAUUGACGAGUUUCUUCGUGAAACGGGUCAAUCAGCGAGAGAACGGAAGUGCGAGUGCAGACAUCCGCAGGGACCGCCCGGAUUGGCCGGAAGAGACGGACUUUCCGGGCCGAAGGGAUCCGAAGGAGCACCCGGAUUACCUGCCCGCCUGCCUUGCGAACCGCCCGUCGAUUACAAGAAGCUUUGUUCGGAUCCAUGCCCGAGAGGGGUUCAAGGACCGCCCGGAAUCACGGUAACAAGUUUUGUGAGUGGGUCACGUACAGAUGUCUUCAUUUUGUAGGGAAUCAAAGGAGAUCUGGGUAAGUCUGGAGUUCCCGGCAAAAAUGGAAUCCGUGGAGAAAACGGUAAAAUGGGCCCGAAGGGUGCGGAAGGACCACAAGGAAUAUCUGGAUUAGACGGAGAAAUGGGAGACGCGGGUGCCGAUGCCUCUCCGAAGCCAUUCAUUCCCGGACCGCCUGGACCAAUGGGAGAGGAAGGGGAGUUCGGGCCUCCAGGGCCUCCGGGAAUGCCAGGAAUCGAUGGACCGAUCGGAGCUCAGGGACCGCGCGGAAGGAAGGGAAAGCCUGGAUUCCCUGGGAACGACGGAGCGGCUGGAGCAGAAGGACUCAUCGGAGAACGAGGAGACGAAGGGAACAGAGGGGUUGGUUGGAAUUGCAGUGCAAAUCAGAGAGAUCUUAAUUGCAGGUGUGUCCGACGUACUGCGCCACGGACGGCGGCGUCUUCUUUGUGCAGCCUCCAGAAUGGAUGCUCCAAUAA
Molecule: messenger RNA, 1041 nt
Organism: Caenorhabditis sp. 36 PRJEB53466
Lineage: Eukaryota; Metazoa; Nematoda; Chromadorea; Rhabditida; Rhabditidae
Source: the annotation of a GenBank genome assembly